Molecule: messenger RNA, 729 nt
Organism: Lodderomyces elongisporus
Lineage: Eukaryota; Fungi; Ascomycota; Pichiomycetes; Serinales; Debaryomycetaceae
Exons: 1
Coding region: 1-729 (242 amino acids)
Source: RefSeq, a predicted model, not a curated record
AUGGGUUCAGAGUCUAGAUGGACAGUUUUAAUGGAUGCAGAUGUUCUAUAUAAAGUAUUCAGAUAUUUUAUAGUGGGUGCACACGCUUCAGCCCACACUGAUAUUGAUGCAUCAAUGAACAUUGAUGUCCAUAAACAUAGUGAUACACACUAUUCAAAGUGUCAAGAGCAAAAUCACAAUACAGAAGCAUUAAUCCACAAUCUUAAAGGUACAGCAUGCGACAAAAUGCAACACAUACCAACAAGAACGCUAGUACAAAUCGAUGCUUUGAAUAGUCUUUUGCAUGCCCAUUUGAAAGCGAAAGUGCAAAUGAAUGCCCUUCCCAACUUAGAUCUCUACAAACUUGUUUUAUUUAAAGACUGCAAAGAGUUGGUUCACUUAUGUCAGAUGCUAUUGGUUCUUGGCACUUAUACAUCCAAGGAGGCUACGUGUGGGCAGUCGUACAUGGAAUUCUUGACGGAAGAAGAUAAAGAAGUCAUUACAAAGCACAAUAUAACGCGAAAUGUUCGCAUGCAGAGUCAUACAGAGUUGGGGCGAAAAUUUCCCAUCCAACCACAUAGUAACUUUCAGAAAAUGGGGUCCGAACCAGAACUCGUUCACGAUAGUACCUCUAACAAAGGGUCCCAUACUAUUACCGAGGACGAGUACAGGGCGUUGAAAUGGGAGAAUGAGGUCUUUGAAAAGGUUAUUGCUAACAUGUCAAUGAGGAAAUCGAAUUCCUCACGAUAA